Molecule: messenger RNA, 1209 nt
Organism: Caenorhabditis remanei
Lineage: Eukaryota; Metazoa; Nematoda; Chromadorea; Rhabditida; Rhabditidae
Exons: 5
Coding region: 1-1209 (402 amino acids)
Biological process (GO): negative regulation of transcription by RNA polymerase II; positive regulation of transcription by RNA polymerase II; cell differentiation
Molecular function (GO): RNA polymerase II cis-regulatory region sequence-specific DNA binding; zinc ion binding; nuclear receptor activity
Source: RefSeq, a predicted model, not a curated record
AUGUCGGCUACGUAUUCGGAAGAGCCAUUGGUAAAAAACGUGAAAAUUGAGGAUCAUUUUCAACCAUUUUCAACGCUUCUGGAUGCAAUUAAACUGGAAGAGUACGAGAAUCAAUUGGUUACACCAGAAUCAACGUCUCUGAAGGAUCAGAAUCGAUCAGAAGUAUCCACGUCGAAGUCUGUUAUGGGAAACCAUGAAUUUCAGAUUCCACAACAGGAAUCUUUUGAUGCUAGUCAAAAAUUCCAAGCAACGCCCUUCCAGAAUACAAAUGACAUUCUCCCGAAGGAUUCGGUGCUAGUUGUUCAACAACAGACGAAAUCUCAUUCCGUCCGUCGACCCCCUUUGCUCUCGGACCAUAUGGAUCUCAAUCCUCCUAUUCAUCCAACUUCUAAACGAAAAGAAUGUAUGAUAUGUGGAGAUAUUCCUGUUGGUUACAAUUAUGGAGUGCUCACAUGCGAAGGGUGCAAGAUAUUCUUUCAACGUUACUACCAUAGACAUGCUGAACUGAAAUGCCGAAUGCAUAGUACAUGUUUCUCGAAAAAAAUGGACAAAAACUCACGCAGAUAUUGUCAGAGUUGUAGAAUGACCAAGUGUUUGGCACAGGGGAUGAAAUGCAAUCAACUAAUAGCUGAAAAGGACAAAGCUUCUGGAGUGAAAAAUCUACUUCAGAAUAUUUUUUCAAUCAAACGGAUGUCGGCUACGAAUUCGGAAGAGCUAUUGGUAAACAAUGUGAAAAUUGAGGAUCAUUCUCAACCAUUUUCAACGCUUUUGGAUGCAAUUAAACUGGAAGAGUACGAGAAUCAAUUGAUUCAAGAGACAUCAGAAUCAACGCUUCUGGAGGAUCAGAAUCGAUUUCCGGCAGCAGAAGUAUCCACGUCGAAGUCUGUUAUGGGAAACCGUGAAUUUCAGAUUCCACAACAAGAAUCCUUCGAAGUUAGUCAGGAAUUCCAAGUUACGCACUUCCAGAAUCCAAAUGACAUUUUCCCGAAUGAGUCGGUAGUUCAACAACAGACGCCACCAAACUUCGAUGAGGACUCUCGUCAGAUCUCCCAUCAAAUAAUGCGAGUCGCUGCCAACUCAACGAAAGAUCGUCAAGACUGUUUCAGACAACUGUUGUUCGCAACGGUGUUUGCAUUUGAGAGCUCUCCGACAUGCACCAACGUUGAAGAAUUCUUCCGAAUGAUGGGCGAUCGAUACGCAAGGAAAUGA